AUGUAUGGCACUGGUUCGUUCUGCGUACCCGGAAUCUUCUUUCUUCAGAAAACUCUUUUGGCUUCUGGUAUAUCUCAUCGCAACUGGCUACAUGCUCUACGGAAUCAUCGAUAUCAUCAAUGCAUAUUUGUCUGGCCCAAUAACUACGAAUACCCAGCCGUCACUCUAUGUCCUCAAAAACCUAACCCCUUCAUGCCAUACGAUUUUUCUGGACUCUUCAGUCCAAUGGAGUUUCUCAUUCAGAACGAAUGCAUUCAUAGAUCGGUGUUCAGCCAGUUAUGGAAGCCACAUGACACAGACCAAUCAACAAUGACAACUUUGUCGCAUCUCUUCAACGAUAUGAACCAGACACCGAAACAGGACGGAGAGGAGAUAUGCGUUGCACCGUUCGCUGAUUUGGACAUUGAUUUGUUGCGGAAUGGUAUGAUCACUUUCGAGGAGUUGGUCCAAAGUACUCCAAACAAGGACCUUCUUGUUGGCUACGUGAAAUCGGAAUACGCGAAGGACGUGAAUCCUUCGAGUAUUGAGAAAUCCAUACUCCAUUGCAGCUUCAAUGAGGAGCCUUGCCGUGAUACGUAA
Molecule: messenger RNA, 579 nt
Organism: Darwinula stevensoni
Lineage: Eukaryota; Metazoa; Arthropoda; Ostracoda; Podocopida; Darwinulidae
Source: the annotation of a GenBank genome assembly